CUGAUUCCCUGGCUUAGGCUCAAGACGUAUGCCAACUUCCCAGAAGCACCUCAGGAGGAGGCUUCUCUCAGCAAUAGGCUCAAGACGUAUGCCAACUUCCCAGAAGCACCUCAGGAGGAGGCUUCUCUCAGCAAUAGGCUCAAGACGUAUGCCAACUUCCCAGAAGCACCUCAGGAGGAGGCUUCUCUCAGCAAUAGGCUCAAGACGUAUGCCAACUUCCCAGAAGCACCUCAGGAGGAGGCUUCUCUCAGCAAUAGGCUCAAGACGUAUGCCAACUUCCCAGAAGCACCUCAGGAGGAGGCUUCUCUCAGCAAUAGGCUCAAGACGUAUGCCAACUUCCCAGAAGCACCUCAGGAGGAGGCUUCUCUCAGCAAUAGGCUCAAGACGUAUGCCAACUUCCCAGAAGCACCUCAGGAGGAGGCUUCUCUCAGCAAUAGGCUCAAGACGUAUGCCAACUUCCCAGAAGCACCUCAGGAGGAGGCUUCUCUCAGCAAUAGGCUCAAGACGUAUGCCAACUUCCCAGAAGCACCUCAGGAGGAGGCUUCUCUCAGCAAUAGGCUCAAGACGUAUGCCAACUUCCCAGAAGCACCUCAGGAGGAGGCUUCUCUCAGCAAUAGGCUCAAGACGUAUGCCAACUUCCCAGAAGCACCUCAGGAGGAGGCUUCUCUCAGCAAUAGGCUCAAGACGUAUGCCAACUUCCCAGAAGCACCUCAGGAGGAGGCUUCUCUCAGCAAUAGGCUCAAGACGUAUGCCAACUUCCCAGAAGCACCUCAGGAGGAGGCUUCUCUCAGCAAUAGGCUCAAGACAUAUGCCAACUUCCCAGAAGCACCUCAGGAGGAGGCUUCUCUCAGCAAUAGGCUCAAGACGUAUGCCAACUUCCCAGAAGCACCUCAGGAGGAGGCUUCUCUCAGCAAUAGGCUCAAGACGUAUGCCAACUUCCCAGAAGCACCUCAGGAGGAGGCUUCUCUCAGCAAUAGGCUCAAGACGUAUGCCAACUUCCCAGAAGCACCUCAGGAGGAGGCUUCUCUCAGCAAUAGGCUCAAGACGUAUGCCAACUUCCCAGAAGCACCUCAGGAGGAGGCUUCUCUCAGCAAUAGGCUCAAGACGUAUGCCAACUUCCCAGAAGCACCUCAGGAGGAGGCUUCUCUCAGCAAUAGGCUCAAGACGUAUGCCAACUUCCCAGAAGCACCUCAGGAGGAGGCUUCUCUCAGCAAUAGGCUCAAGACGUAUGCCAACUUCCCAGAAGCACCUCAGGAGGAGGCUUCUCUCAGCAAUAGGCUCAAGACGUAUGCCAACUUCCCAGAAGCACCUCAGGAGGAGGCUUCUCUCAGCAAUAGGCUCAAGACGUAUGCCAAAUUCCCAGAAGCACCUCAGGAGGAGGCUUCUCUCAGCAAUAGGCUCAAGACGUAUGCCAACUUCCCAGAAGCACCUCAGGAGGAGGCUUCUCUCAGCAAUAGGCUCAAGACGUAUGCCAACUUCCCAGAAGCACCUCAGGAGGAGGCUUCUCUCAGCAAUAGGCUCAAGACGUAUGCCAACUUCCCAGAAGCACCUCAGGAGGAGGCUUCUCUCAGCAAUAGGCUCAAGACGUAUGCCAACUUCCCAGAAGCACCUCAGGAGGAGGCUUCUCUCAGCAAUAGGCUCAAGACGUAUGCCAACUUCCCAGAAGCACCUCAGGAGGAGGCUUCUCUCAGCAAUAGGCUCAAGACGUAUGCCAACUUCCCAGAAGCACCUCAGGAGGAGGCUUCUCUCAGCAAUAGGCUCAAGACGUAUGCCAACUUCCCAGAAGCACCUCAGGAGGAGGCUUCUCUCAGCAAUAGGCUCAAGACGUAUGCCAACUUCCCAGAAGCACCUCAGGAGGAGGCUUCUCUCAGCAAUAGGCUCAAGACGUAUGCCAACUUCCCAGAAGCACCUCAGGAGGAGGCUUCUCUCAGCAAUAGGCUCAAGACGUAUGCCAACUUCCCAGAAGCACCUCAGGAGGAGGCUUCUCUCAGCAAUAGGCUCAAGACGUAUGCCAACUUCCCAGAAGCACCUCAGGAGGAGGCUUCUCUCAGCAAUAGGCUCAAGACGUAUGCCAACUUCCCAGAAGCACCUCAGGAGGAGGCUUCUCUCAGCAAUAGGCUCAAGACGUAUGCCAACUUCCCAGAAGCACCUCAGGAGGAGGCUUCUCUCAGCAAUAGGCUCAAGACGUAUGCCAACUUCCCAGAAGCACCUCAGGAGGAGGCUUCUCUCAGCAAUAGGCUCAAGACGUAUGCCAACUUCCCAGAAGCACCUCAGGAGGAGGCUUCUCUCAGCAAUAGGCUCAAGACGUAUGCCAACUUCCCAGAAGCACCUCAGGAGGAGGCUUCUCUCAGCAAUAGGCUCAAGACGUAUGCCAACUUCCCAGAAGCACCUCAGGAGGAGGCUUCUCUCAGCAAUAGGCUCAAGACGUAUGCCAACUUCCCAGAAGCACCUCAGGAGGAGGCUUCUCUCAGCAAUAGGCUCAAGACGUAUGCCAACUUCCCAGAAGCACCUCAGGAGGAGGCUUCUCUCAGCAAUAGGCUCAAGACGUAUGCCAACUUCCCAGAAGCACCUCAGGAGGAGGCUUCUCUCAGCAAUAGGCUCAAGACGUAUGCCAACUUCCCAGAAGCACCUCAGGAGGAGGCUUCUCUCAGCAAUAGGCUCAAGACGUAUGCCAACUUCCCAGAAGCACCUCAGGAGGAGGCUUCUCUCAGCAAUAGGCUCAAGACGUAUGCCAACUUCCCAGAAGCACCUCAGGAGGAGGCUUCUCUCAGCAAUAGGCUCAAGACGUAUGCCAACUUCCCAGAAGCACCUCAGGAGGAGGCUUCUCUCAGCAAUAGGCUCAAGACGUAUGCCAACUUCCCAGAAGCACCUCAGGAGGAGGCUUCUCUCAGCAAUAGGCUCAAGACGUAUGCCAACUUCCCAGAAGCACCUCAGGAGGAGGCUUCUCUCAGCAAUAGGCUCAAGACGUAUGCCAACUUCCCAGAAGCACCUCAGGAGGAGGCUUCUCUCAGCAAUAGGCUCAAGACGUAUGCCAACUUCCCAGAAGCACCUCAGGAGGAGGCUUCUCUCAGCAAUAGGCUCAAGACGUAUGCCAACUUCCCAGAAGCACCUCAGGAGGAGGCUUCUCUCAGCAAUAGGCUCAAGACGUAUGCCAACUUCCCAGAAGCACCUCAGGAGGAGGCUUCUCUCAGCAAUAGGCUCAAGACGUAUGCCAACUUCCCAGAAGCACCUCAGGAGGAGGCUUCUCUCAGCAAUAGGCUCAAGACGUAUGCCAACUUCCCAGAAGCACCUCAGGAGGAGGCUUCUCUCAGCAAUAGGCUCAAGACGUAUGCCAACUUCCCAGAAGCACCUCAGGAGGAGGCUUCUCUCAGCAAUAGGCUCAAGACGUAUGCCAACUUCCCAGAAGCACCUCAGGAGGAGGCUUCUCUCAGCAAUAGGCUCAAGACGUAUGCCAACUUCCCAGAAGCACCUCAGGAGGAGGCUUCUCUCAGCAAUAGGCUCAAGACGUAUGCCAACUUCCCAGAAGCACCUCAGGAGGAGGCUUCUCUCAGCAAUAGGCUCAAGACGUAUGCCAACUUCCCAGAAGCACCUCAGGAGGAGGCUUCUCUCAGCAAUAGGCUCAAGACGUAUGCCAACUUCCCAGAAGCACCUCAGGAGGAGGCUUCUCUCAGCAAUAGGCUCAAGACGUAUGCCAACUUCCCAGAAGCACCUCAGGAGGAGGCUUCUCUCAGCAAUAGGCUCAAGACGUAUGCCAACUUCCCAGAAGCACCUCAGGAGGAGGCUUCUCUCAGCAAUAGGCUCAAGACGUAUGCCAACUUCCCAGAAGCACCUCAGGAGGAGGCUUCUCUCAGCAAUAGGCUCAAGACGUAUGCCAACUUCCCAGAAGCACCUCAGGAGGAGGCUUCUCUCAGCAAUAGGCUCAAGACGUAUGCCAACUUCCCAGAAGCACCUCAGGAGGAGGCUUCUCUCAGCAAUAGGCUCAAGACGUAUGCCAACUUCCCAGAAGCACCUCAGGAGGAGGCUUCUCUCAGCAAUAGGCUCAAGACGUAUGCCAACUUCCCAGAAGCACCUCAGGAGGAGGCUUCUCUCAGCAAUAGGCUCAAGACGUAUGCCAACUUCCCAGAAGCACCUCAGGAGGAGGCUUCUCUCAGCAAUAGGCUCAAGACGUAUGCCAACUUCCCAGAAGCACCUCAGGAGGAGGCUUCUCUCAGCAAUAGGCUCAAGACGUAUGCCAACUUCCCAGAAGCACCUCAGGAGGAGGCUUCUCUCAGCAAUAGGCUCAAGACGUAUGCCAACUUCCCAGAAGCACCUCAGGAGGAGGCUUCUCUCAGCAAUAGGCUCAAGACGUAUGCCAACUUCCCAGAAGCACCUCAGGAGGAGGCUUCUCUCAGCAAUAGGCUCAAGACGUAUGCCAACUUCCCAGAAGCACCUCAGGAGGAGGCUUCUCUCAGCAAUAGGCUCAAGACGUAUGCCAACUUCCCAGAAGCACCUCAGGAGGAGGCUUCUCUCAGCAAUAGGCUCAAGACGUAUGCCAACUUCCCAGAAGCACCUCAGGAGGAGGCUUCUCUCAGCAAUAGGCUCAAGACGUAUGCCAACUUCCCAGAAGCACCUCAGGAGGAGGCUUCUCUCAGCAAUAGGCUCAAGACGUAUGCCAACUUCCCAGAAGCACCUCAGGAGGAGGCUUCUCUCAGCAAUAGGCUCAAGACGUAUGCCAACUUCCCAGAAGCACCUCAGGAGGAGGCUUCUCUCAGCAAUAGGCUCAAGACGUAUGCCAACUUCCCAGAAGCACCUCAGGAGGAGGCUUCUCUCAGCAAUAGGCUCAAGACGUAUGCCAACUUCCCAGAAGCACCUCAGGAGGAGGCUUCUCUCAGCAAUAGGCUCAAGACGUAUGCCAACUUCCCAGAAGCACCUCAGGAGGAGGCUUCUCUCAGCAAUAGGCUCAAGACGUAUGCCAACUUCCCAGAAGCACCUCAGGAGGAGGCUUCUCUCAGCAAUAGGCUCAAGACGUAUGCCAACUUCCCAGAAGCACCUCAGGAGGAGGCUUCUCUCAGCAAUAGGCUCAAGACGUAUGCCAACUUCCCAGAAGCACCUCAGGAGGAGGCUUCUCUCAGCAAUAGGCUCAAGACGUAUGCCAACUUCCCAGAAGCACCUCAGGAGGAGGCUUCUCUCAGUAAUAGGCUCAAGACGUAUGCCAACUUCCCAGAAGCACCUCAGGAGGAGGCUUCUCUCAGCAAUAGGCUCAAGACGUAUGCCAACUUCCCAGAAGCACCUCAGGAGGAGGCUUCUCUCAGCAAUAGGCUCAAGACGUAUGCCAACUUCCCAGAAGCACCUCAGGAGGAGGCUUCUCUCAGCAAUAGGCUCAAGACGUAUGCCAACUUCCCAGAAGCACCUCAGGAGGAGGCUUCUCUCAGCAAUAGGCUCAAGACGUAUGCCAACUUCCCAGAAGCACCUCAGGAGGAGGCUUCUCUCAGCAAUAGGCUCAAGACGUAUGCCAACUUCCCAGAAGCACCUCAGGAGGAGGCUUCUCUCAGCAAUAGGCUCAAGACGUAUGCCAACUUCCCAGAAGCACCUCAGGAGGAGGCUUCUCUCAGCAAUAGGCUCAAGACGUAUGCCAACUUCCCAGAAGCACCUCAGGAGGAGGCUUCUCUCAGCAAUAGGCUCAAGACGUAUGCCAACUUCCCAGAAGCACCUCAGGAGGAGGCUUCUCUCAGCAAUAGGCUCAAGACGUAUGCCAACUUCCCAGAAGCACCUCAGGAGGAGGCUUCUCUCAGCAAUAGGCUCAAGACGUAUGCCAACUUCCCAGAAGCACCUCAGGAGGAGGCUUCUCUCAGCAAUAGGCUCAAGACGUAUGCCAACUUCCCAGAAGCACCUCAGGAGGAGGCUUCUCUCAGCAAUAGGCUCAAGACGUAUGCCAACUUCCCAGAAGCACCUCAGGAGGAGGCUUCUCUCAGCAAUAGGCUCAAGACGUAUGCCAACUUCCCAGAAGCACCUCAGGAGGAGGCUUCUCUCAGCAAUAGGCUCAAGACGUAUGCCAACUUCCCAGAAGCACCUCAGGAGGAGGCUUCUCUCAGCAAUAGGCUCAAGACGUAUGCCAACUUCCCAGAAGCACCUCAGGAGGAGGCUUCUCUCAGCAAUAGGCUCAAGACGUAUGCCAACUUCCCAGAAGCACCUCAGGAGGAGGCUUCUCUCAGCAAUAGGCUCAAGACGUAUGCCAACUUCCCAGAAGCACCUCAGGAGGAGGCUUCUCUCAGCAAUAGGCUCAAGACGUAUGCCAACUUCCCAGAAGCACCUCAGGAGGAGGCUUCUCUCAGCAAUAGGCUCAAGACGUAUGCCAACUUCCCAGAAGCACCUCAGGAGGAGGCUUCUCUCAGCAAUAGGCUCAAGACGUAUGCCAACUUCCCAGAAGCACCUCAGGAGGAGGCUUCUCUCAGCAAUAGGCUCAAGACGUAUGCCAACUUCCCAGAAGCACCUCAGGAGGAGGCUUCUCUCAGCAAUAGGCUCAAGACGUAUGCCAACUUCCCAGAAGCACCUCAGGAGGAGGCUUCUCUCAGCAAUAGGCUCAAGACGUAUGCCAACUUCCCAGAAGCACCUCAGGAGGAGGCUUCUCUCAGCAAUAGGCUCAAGACGUAUGCCAACUUCCCAGAAGCACCUCAGGAGGAGGCUUCUCUCAGCAAUAGGCUCAAGACGUAUGCCAACUUCCCAGAAGCACCUCAGGAGGAGGCUUCUCUCAGCAAUAGGCUCAAGACGUAUGCCAACUUCCCAGAAGCACCUCAGGAGGAGGCUUCUCUCAGCAAUAGGCUCAAGACGUAUGCCAACUUCCCAGAAGCACCUCAGGAGGAGGCUUCUCUCAGCAAUAGGCUCAAGACGUAUGCCAACUUCCCAGAAGCACCUCAGGAGGAGGCUUCUCUCAGCAAUAGGCUCAAGACGUAUGCCAACUUCCCAGAAGCACCUCAGGAGGAGGCUUCUCUCAGCAAUAGGCUCAAGACGUAUGCCAACUUCCCAGAAGCACCUCAGGAGGAGGCUUCUCUCAGCAAUAGGCUCAAGACGUAUGCCAACUUCCCAGAAGCACCUCAGGAGGAGGCUUCUCUCAGCAAUAGGCUCAAGACGUAUGCCAACUUCCCAGAAGCACCUCAGGAGGAGGCUUCUCUCAGCAAUAGGCUCAAGACGUAUGCCAACUUCCCAGAAGAACCUCAGGAGGAGGCUUCUCUCAGCAAUAGGCUCAAGACGUAUGCCAACUUCCCAGAACCACCUCAGGAGGAGGCUUCUCUCAGCAAUAGGCUCAAGACGUAUGCCAACUUCCCAGAAGCACCUCAGGAGGAGGCUUCUCUCAGCAAUAGGCUCAAGACGUAUGCCAACUUCCCAGAAGCACCUCAGGAGGAGGCUUCUCUCAGCAAUAGGCUCAAGACGUAUGCCAACUUCCCAGAAGCACCUCAGGAGGAGGCUUCUCUCAGCAAUAGGCUCAAGACGUAUGCCAACUUCCCAGAAGAACCUCAGGAGGAGGCUUCUCUCAGCAAUAGGCUCAAGACGUAUGCCAACUUCCCAGAACCACCUCAGGAGGAGGCUUCUCUCAGCAAUAGGCUCAAGACGUAUGCCAACUUCCCAGAAGCACCUCAGGAGGAGGCUUCUCUCAGCAAUAGGCUCAAGACGUAUGCCAACUUCCCAGAAGCACCUCAGGAGGAGGCUUCUCUCAGCAAUAGGCUCAAGACGUAUGCCAACUUCCCAGAAGCACCUCAGGAGGAGGCUUCUCUCAGCAAUAGGCUCAAGACGUAUGCCAACUUCCCAGAAGCACCUCAGGAGGAGGCUUCUCUCAGCAAUAGGCUCAAGACGUAUGCCAACUUCCCAGAAGCACCUCAGGAGGAGGCUUCUCUCAGCAAUAGGCUCAAGACGUAUGCCAACUUCCCAGAAGCACCUCAGGAGGAGGCUUCUCUCAGCAAUAGGCUCAAGACGUAUGCCAACUUCCCAGAAGCACCUCAGGAGGAGGCUUCUCUCAGCAAUAGGCUCAAGACGUAUGCCAACUUCCCAGAAGCACCUCAGGAGGAGGCUUCUCUCAGCAAUAGGCUCAAGACGUAUGCCAACUUCCCAGAAGCACCUCAGGAGGAGGCUUCUCUCAGCAAUAGGCUCAAGACGUAUGCCAACUUCCCAGAAGCACCUCAGGAGGAGGCUUCUCUCAGCAAUAGGCUCAAGACGUAUGCCAACUUCCCAGAAGCACCUCAGGAGGAGGCUUCUCUCAGCAAUAGGCUCAAGACGUAUGCCAACUUCCCAGAAGCACCUCAGGAGGAGGCUUCUCUCAGCAAUAGGCUCAAGACGUAUGCCAACUUCCCAGAAGCACCUCAGGAGGAGGCUUCUCUCAGCAAUAGGCUCAAGACGUAUGCCAACUUCCCAGAAGCACCUCAGGAGGAGGCUUCUCUCAGCAAUAGGCUCAAGACGUAUGCCAACUUCCCAGAAGCACCUCAGGAGGAGGCUUCUCUCAGCAAUAGGCUCAAGACGUAUGCCAACUUCCCAGAAGCACCUCCGGAGGAGGCUUCUCUCAGCAAUAGGCUCAAGACGUAUGCCAACUUCCCAGAAGCACCUCCGGAGGAGGCUUCUCUCAGCAAUAGGCUCAAGACGUAUGCCAACUUCCCAGAAGCACCUCAGGAGGAGGCUUCUCUCAGCAAUAGGCUCAAGACGUAUGCCAACUUCCCAGAAGCACCUCCGGAGGAGGCUUCUCUCAGCAAUAGGCUCAAGACGUAUGCCAACUUCCCAGAAGCACCUCAGGAGGAGGCUUCUCUCAGCAAUAGGCUCAAGACGUAUGCCAACUUCCCAGAAGCACCUCCGGAGGAGGCUUCUCUCAGCAAUAGGCUCAAGACGUAUGCCAACUUCCCAGAAGCACCUCAGGAGGAGGCUUCUCUCAGCAAUAGGCUCAAGACGUAUGCCAACUUCCCAGAAGCACCUCAGGAGGAGGCUUCUCUCAGCAAUAGGCUCAAGACGUAUGCCAACUUCCCAGAAGCACCUCCGGAGGAGGCUUCUCUCAGCAAUAGGCUCAAGACGUAUGCCAACUUCCCAGAAGCACCUCAGGAGGAGGCUUCUCUCAGCAAUAGGCUCAAGACGUAUGCCAACUUCCCAGAAGCACCUCCGGAGGAGGCUUCUCUCAGCAAUAGGCUCAAGACGUAUGCCAACUUCCCAGAAGCACCUCAGGAGGAGGCUUCUCUCAGCAAUAGGCUCAAGACGUUUGCCAACUUCCCAGAAGCACCUCAGGAGGAGGCUUCUCUCAGCAAUAGGCUCAAGACGUAUGCCAACUUCCCAGAAGCACCUCCGGAGGAGGCUUCUCUCAGCAAUAGGCUCAAGACGUAUGCCAACUUCCCAGAAGCACCUCCGGUGGAGGCUUCUCUCAGCAAUAGGCUCAAGACGUAUGCCAACUUCCCAGAAGCACCUCAGGAGGAGGCUUCUCUCAGCAAUAGGCUCAAGACGUAUGCCAACUUCCCAGAAGCACCUCAGGAGGAGGCUUCUCUCAGCAAUAGGCUCAAGACGUAUGCCAACUUCCCAGAAGCACCUCAGGAGGAGGCUUCUCUCAGCAAUAGGCUCAAGACGUAUGCCAACUUCCCAGAAGCACCUCAGGAGGAGGCUUCUCUCAGCAAUAGGCUCAAGACGUAUGCCAACUUCCCAGAAGCACCUCAGGAGGAGGCUUCUCUCAGCAAUAGGCUCAAGACGUAUGCCAACUUCCCAGAAGCACCUCCGGAGGAGGCUUCUCUCAGCAAUAGGCUCAAGACGUAUGCCAACUUCCCAGAAGCACCUCAGGAGGAGGCUUCUCUCAGCAAUAGGCUCAAGACGUAUGCCAACUUCCCAGAAGCACCUCAGGAGGAGGCUUCUCUCAGCAAUAGGCUCAAGACGUAUGCCAACUUCACAGAAGCACCUCCGGAGGAGGCUUCUCUCAGCAAUAGGCUCAAGACGUAUGCCAACUUCCCAGAAGCACCUCCGGUGGAGGCUUCUCUCAGCAAUAGGCUCAAGACGUAUGCCAACUUCCCAGAAGCACCUCAGGAGGAGGCUUCUCUCAGCAAUAGGCUCAAGACGUAUGCCAACUUCCCAGAAGCACCUCAGGAGGAGGCUUCUCUCAGCAAUAGGCUCAAGACGUAUGCCAACUUCCCAGAAGCACCUCAGGAGGAGGCUUCUCUCAGCAAUAGGCUCAAGACGUAUGCCAACUUCCCAGAAGCACCUCAGGAGGAGGCUUCUCUCAGCAAUAGGCUCAAGACGUAUGCCAACUUCACAGAAGCACCUCCGGAGGAGGCUUCUCUCAGCAAUAGGCUCAAGACGUAUGCCAACUUCCCAGAAGCACCUCCGGUGGAGGCUUCUCUCAGCAAUAGGCUCAAGACGUAUGCCAACUUCCCAGAAGCACCUCAGGAGGAGGCUUCUCUCAGCAAUAGGCUCAAGACGUAUGCCAACUUCCCAGAAGCACCUCAGGAGGAGGCUUCUCUCAGCAAUAGGCUCAAGACGUAUGCCAACUUCCCAGAAGCACCUCAGGAGGAGGCUUCUCUCAGCAAUAGGCUCAAGACGUAUGCCAACUUCCCAGAAGCACCUCAGGAGGAGGCUUCUCUCAGCAAUAGGCUCAAGACGUAUGCCAACUUCCCAGAAGCACCUCAGGAGGAGGCUUCUCUCAGCAAUAGGCUCAAGACGUAUGCCAACUUCCCAGAAGCACCUCAGGAGGAGGCUUCUCUCAGCAAUAGGCUCAAGACGUAUGCCAACUUCCCAGAAGCACCUCAGGAGGAGGCUUCUCUCAGCAAUAGGCUCAAGACGUAUGCCAACUUCCCAGAAGCACCUCCGGAGGAGGCUUCUCUCAGCAAUAGGCUCAAGACGUAUGCCAACUUCCCAGAAGCACCUCCGGUGGAGGCUUCUCUCAGCAAUAGGCUCAAGACGUAUGCCAACUUCCCAGAAGCACCUCAGGAGGAGGCUUCUCUCAGCAAUAGGCUCAAGACGUAUGCCAACUUCCCAGAAGCACCUCAGGAGGAGGCUUCUCUCAGCAAUAGGCUCAAGGCGUAUGCCAACUUCCCAGAAGCACCUCAGGAGGAGGCUUCUCUCAGCAAUAGGCUCAAGACGUAUGCCAACUUCCCAGAAGCACCUCAGGAGGAGGCUUCUCUCAGCAAUAGGCUCAAGACGUAUGCCAACUUCCCAGAAGCACCUCAGGAGGAGGCUUCUCUCAGCAAUAGGCUCAAGACGUAUGCCAACUUCCCAGAAGCACCUCAGGAGGAGGCUUCUCUCAGCAAUAGGCUCAAGACGUAUGCCAACUUCCCAGAAGCACCUCAGGAGGAGGCUUCUCUCAGCAAUAGGCUCAAGACGUAUGCCAACUUCCCAGAAGCACCUCAGGAGGAGGCUUCUCUCAGCAAUAGGCUCAAGACGUAUGCCAACUUCCCAGAAGCACCUCAGGAGGAGGCUUCUCUCAGCAAUAGGCUCAAGACGUAUGCCAACUUCCCAGAAGCACCUCAGGAGGAGGCUUCUCUCAGCAAUAGGCUCAAGACGUAUGCCAACUUCCCAGAAGCACCUCAGGAGGAGGCUUCUCUCAGCAAUAGGCUCAAGACGUAUGCCAACUUCCCAGAAGCACCUCAGGAGGAGGCUUCUCUCAGCAAUAGGCUCAAGACGUAUGCCAACUUCCCAGAAGCACCUCAGGAGGAGGCUUCUCUCAGCAAUAGGCUCAAGACGUAUGCCAACUUCCCAGAAGCACCUCAGGAGGAGGCUUCUCUCAGCAAUAGGCUCAAGACGUAUGCCAACUUCCCAGAAGCACCUCAGGAGGAGGCUUCUCUCAGCAAUAGGCUCAAGACGUAUGCCAACUUCCCAGAAGCACCUCAGGAGGAGGCUUCUCUCAGCAAUAGGCUCAAGACGUAUGCCAACUUCCCAGAAGCACCUCAGGAGGAGGCUUCUCUCAGCAAUAGGCUCAAGACGUAUGCCAACUUCCCAGAAGCACCUCAGGAGGAGGCUUCUCUCAGCAAUAGGCUCAAGGCGUAUGCCAACUUCCCAGAAGCACCUCAGGAGGAGGCUUCUCUCAGCAAUAGGCUCAAGGCGUAUGCCAACUUCCCAGAAGCACCUCAGGAGGAGGCUUCUCUCAGCAAUAGGCUCAAGACGUAUGCCAACUUCCCAGAAGCACCUCAGGAGGAGGCUUCUCUCAGCAAUAGGCUCAAGACGUAUGCCAACUUCCCAGAAGCACCUCAGGAGGAGGCUUCUCUCAGCAAUAGGCUCAAGGCGUAUGCCAACUUCCCAGAAGCACCUCAGGAGGAGGCUUCUCUCAGCAAUAGGCUCAAGGCGUAUGCCAACUUCCCAGAAGCACCUCAGGAGGAGGCUUCUCUCAGCAAUAGGCUCAAGACGUAUGCCAACUUCCCAGAAGCACCUCAGGAGGAGGCUUCUCUCAGCAAUAGGCUCAAGACGUAUGCCAACUUCCCAGAAGCACCUCAGGAGGAGGCUUCUCUCAGCAAUAGGCUCAAGGCGUAUGCCAACUUCCCAGAAGCACCUCAGGAGGAGGCUUCUCUCAGCAAUAGGCUCAAGGCGUAUGCCAACUUCCCAGAAGCACCUCAGGAGGAGGCUUCUCUCAGCAAUAGGCUCAAGACGUAUGCCAACUUCCCAGAAGCACCUCAGGAGGAGGCUUCUCUCAGCAAUAGGCUCAAGACGUAUGCCAACUUCCCAGAAGCACCUCAGGAGGAGGCUUCUCUCAGCAAUAGGCUCAAGACGUAUGCCAACUUCCCAGAAGCACCUCAGGAGGAGGCUUCUCUCAGCAAUAGGCUCAAGACGUAUGCCAACUUCCCAGAAGCACCUCAGGAGGAGGAUUCUCUCAGCAAUAGGCUCAAGACGUAUGCCAACUUCCCAGAAGCACCUCAGGAGGAGGCUUCUCUCAGCAAUAGGCUCAAGACGUAUGCCAACUUCCCAGAAGCACCUCAGGAGGAGGCUUCUCUCAGCAAUAGGCUCAAGACGUAUGCCAACUUCCCAGAAGCACCUCAGGAGGAGGCUUCUCUCAGCAAUAGGCUCAAGACGUAUGCCAACUUCCCAGAAGCACCUCAGGAGGAGGCUUCUCUCAGCAAUAGGCUCAAGACGUAUGCCAACUUCCCAGAAGCACCUCAGGAGGAGGCUUCUCUCAGCAAUAGGCUCAAGACGUAUGCCAACUUCCCAGAAGCACCUCAGGAGGAGGCUUCUCUCAGCAAUAGGCUCAAGACGUAUGCCAACUUCCCAGAAGCACCUCAGGAGGAGGCUUCUCUCAGCAAUAGGCUCAAGACGUAUGCCAACUUCCCAGAAGCACCUCAGGAGGAGGCUUCUCUCAGCAAUAGGCUCAAGACGUAUGCCAACUUCCCAGAAGCACCUCAGGAGGAGGCUUCUCUCAGCAAUAGGCUCAAGACGUAUGCCAACUUCCCAGAAGCACCUCAGGAGGAGGCUUCUCUCAGCAAUAGGCUCAAGACGUAUGCCAACUUCCCAGAAGCACCUCAGGAGGAGGCUUCUCUCAGCAAUAGGCUCAAGACGUAUGCCAACUUCCCAGAAGCACCUCAGGAGGAGGCUUCUCUCAGCAAUAGGCUCAAGACGUAUGCCAACUUCCCAGAAGCACCUCAGGAGGAGGCUUCUCUCAGCAAUAGGCUCAAGACGUAUGCCAACUUCCCAGAAGCACCUCAGGAGGAGGCUUCUCUCAGCAAUAGGCUCAAGACGUAUGCCAACUUCCCAGAAGCACCUCAGGAGGAGGCUUCUCUCAGCAAUAGGCUCAAGACGUAUGCCAACUUCCCAGAAGCACCUCAGGAGGAGGCUUCUCUCAGCAAUAGGCUCAAGACGUAUGCCAACUUCCCAGAAGCACCUCAGGAGGAGGCUUCUCUCAGCAAUAGGCUCAAGGCGUAUGCCAACUUCCCAGAAGCACCUCAGGAGGAGGCUUCUCUCAGCAAUAGGCUCAAGACGUAUGCCAACUUCCCAGAAGCACCUCAGGAGGAGGCUUCUCUCAGCAAUAGGCUCAAGACGUAUGCCAACUUCCCAGAAGCACCUCAGGAGGAGGCUUCUCUCAGCAAUAGGCUCAAGACGUAUGCCAACUUCCCAGAAGCACCUCAGGAGGAGGCUUCUCUCAGCAAUAGGCUCAAGACGUAUGCCAACUUCCCAGAAGCACCUCAGGAGGAGGCUUCUCUCAGCAAUAGGCUCAAGACGUAUGCCAACUUCCCAGAAGCACCUCAGGAGGAGGCUUCUCUCAGCAAUAGGCUCAAGACGUAUGCCAACUUCCCAGAAGCACCUCAGGAGGAGGCUUCUCUCAGCAAUAGGCUCAAGACGUAUGCCAACUUCCCAGAAGCACCUCAGGAGGAGGCUUCUCUCAGCAAUAGGCUCAAGACGUAUGCCAACUUCCCAGAAGCACCUCAGGAGGAGGCUUCUCUCAGCAAUAGGCUCAAGACGUAUGCCAACUUCCCAGAAGCACCUCAGGAGGAGGCUUCUCUCAGCAAUAGGCUCAAGACGUAUGCCAACUUCCCAGAAGCACCUCAGGAGGAGGCUUCUCUCAGCAAUAGGCUCAAGACGUAUGCCAACUUCCCAGAAGCACCUCAGGAGGAGGCUUCUCUCAGCAAUAGGCUCAAGACGUAUGCCAACUUCCCAGAAGCACCUCAGGAGGAGGCUUCUCUCAGCAAUAGGCUCAAGACGUAUGCCAACUUCCCAGAAGCACCUCAGGAGGAGGCUUCUCUCAGCAAUAGGCUCAAGACGUAUGCCAACUUCCCAGAAGCACCUCAGGAGGAGGCUUCUCUCAGCAAUAGGCUCAAGACGUAUGCCAACUUCCCAGAAGCACCUCAGGAGGAGGCUUCUCUCAGCAAUAGGCUCAAGACGUAUGCCAACUUCCCAGAAGCACCUCAGGAGGAGGCUUCUCUCAGCAAUAGGCUCAAGACGUAUGCCAACUUCCCAGAAGCACCUCAGGAGGAGGCUUCUCUCAGCAAUAGGCUCAAGACGUAUGCCAACUUCCCAGAAGCACCUCAGGAGGAGGCUUCUCUCAGCAAUAGGCUCAAGACGUAUGCCAACUUCCCAGAAGCACCUCAGGAGGAGGCUUCUCUCAGCAAUAGGCUCAAGACGUAUGCCAACUUCCCAGAAGCACCUCAGGAGGAGGCUUCUCUCAGCAAUAGGCUCAAGACGUAUGCCAACUUCCCAGAAGCACCUCAGGAGGAGGCUUCUCUCAGCAAUAGGCUCAAGACGUAUGCCAACUUCCCAGAAGCACCUCAGGAGGAGGCUUCUCUCAGCAAUAGGCUCAAGACGUAUGCCAACUUCCCAGAAGCACCUCAGGAGGAGGCUUCUCUCAGCAAUAGGCUCAAGACGUAUGCCAACUUCCCAGAAGCACCUCAGGAGGAGGCUUCUCUCAGCAAUAGGCUCAAGACGUAUGCCAACUUCCCAGAAGCACCUCAGGAGGAGGCUUCUCUCAGCAAUAGGCUCAAGACGUAUGCCAACUUCCCAGAAGCACCUCAGGAGGAGGCUUCUCUCAGCAAUACGCUCAAGACGUAUGCCAACUUCCCAGAAGCACCUCAGGAGGAGGCUUCUCUCAGCAAUAGGCUCAAGACGUAUGCCAACUUCCCAGAAGCACCUCAGGAGGAGGCUUCUCUCAGCAAUAGGCUCAAGACGUAUGCCAACUUCCCAGAAGCACCUCAGGAGGAGGCUUCUCUCAGCAAUAGGCUCAAGACGUAUGCCAACUUCCCAGAAGCACCUCAGGAGGAGGCUUCUCUCAGCAAUAGGCUCAAGACGUAUGCCAACUUCCCAGAAGCACCUCAGGAGGAGGCUUCUCUCAGCAAUAGGCUCAAGACGUAUGCCAACUUCCCAGAAGCACCUCAGGAGGAGGCUUCUCUCAGCAAUAGGCUCAAGACGUAUUCCAACUUCCCAGAAGCACCUCAGGAGGAGGCUUCUCUCAGCAAUAGGCUCAAGACGUAUUCCAACUUCCCAGAAGCACCUCAGGAGGAGGCUUCUCUCAGCAAUAGGCUCAAGACGUAUGCCAACUUCCCAGAAGCACCUCAGGAGGAGGCUUCUCUCAGCAAUAGGCUCAAGACGUAUGCCAACUUCCCAGAAGCACCUCAGGAGGAGGCUUCUCUCAGCAAUAGGCUCAAGACGUAUGCCAACUUCCCAGAAGCACCUCAGGAGGAGGCUUCUCUCAGCAAUAGGCUCAAGACGUAUGCCAACUUCCCAGAAGCACCUCAGGAGGAGGCUUCUCUCAGCAAUAGGCUCAAGACGUAUGCCAACUUCCCAGAAGCACCUCAGGAGGAGGCUUCUCUCAGCAAUAGGCUCAAGACGUAUGCCAACUUCCCAGAAGCACCUCAGGAGGAGGCUUCUCUCAGCAAUAGGCUCAAGACGUAUGCCAACUUCCCAGAAGCACCUCAGGAGGAGGCUUCUCUCAGCAAUAGGCUCAAGACGUAUGCCAACUUCCCAGAAGCACCUCAGGAGGAGGCUUCUCUCAGCAAUAGGCUCAAGACGUAUGCCAACUUCCCAGAAGCACCUCAGGAGGAGGCUUCUCUCAGCAAUAGGCUCAAGACGUAUGCCAACUUCCCAGAAGCACCUCAGGAGGAGGCUUCUCUCAGCAAUAGGCUCAAGACGUAUGCCAACUUCCCAGAAGCACCUCAGGAGGAGGCUUCUCUCAGCAAUAGGCUCAAGACGUAUGCCAACUUCCCAGAAGCACCUCAGGAGGAGGCUUCUUUCAGCAAUAGGCUCAAGACGUAUGCCAACUUCCCAGAAGCACCUCAGGAGGAGGCUUCUCUCAGCAAUAGGCUCAAGACGUAUGCCAACUUCCCAGAAGCACCUCAGGAGGAGGCUUCUCUCAGCAAUAGGCUCAAGACGUAUGCCAACUUCCCAGAAGCACCUCAGGAGGAGGCUUCUCUCAGCAAUAGGCUCAAGACGUAUGCCAACUUCCCAGAAGCACCUCAGGAGGAGGCUUCUCUCAGCAAUAGGCUCAAGACGUAUGCCAACUUCCCAGAAGCACCUCAGGAGGAGGCUUCUCUCAGCAAUAGGCUCAAGACGUAUGCCAACUUCCCAGAAGCACCUCAGGAGGAGGCUUCUUUCAGCAAUAGGCUCAAGACGUAUGCCAACUUCCCAGAAGCACCUCAGGAGGAGGCUUCUCUCAGCAAUAGGCUCAAGACGUAUGCCAACUUCCCAGAAGCACCUCAGGAGGAGGCUUCUCUCAGCAAUAGGCUCAAGACGUAUGCCAACUUCCCAGAAGCACCUCAGGAGGAGGCUUCUCUCAGCAAUAGGCUCAAGACGUAUGCCAACUUCCCAGAAGCACCUCAGGAGGAGGCUUCUCUCAGCAAUAGGCUCAAGACGUAUGCCAACUUCCCAGAAGCACCUCAGGAGGAGGCUUCUCUCAGCAAUAGGCUCAAGACGUAUGCCAACUUCCCAGAAGCACCUCAGGAGGAGGCUUCUCUCAGCAAUAGGCUCAAGACGUAUGCCAACUUCCCAGAAGCACCUCAGGAGGAGGCUUCUCUCAGCAAUAGGCUCAAGACGUAUGCCAACUUCCCAGAAGCACCUCAGGAGGAGGCUUCUUUCAGCAAUAGGCUCAAGACGUAUGCCAACUUCCCAGAAGCACCUCAGGAGGAGGCUUCUCUCAGCAAUAGGCUCAAGACGUAUGCCAACUUCCCAGAAGCACCUCAGGAGGAGGCUUCUCUCAGCAAUAGGCUCAAGACGUAUGCCAACUUCCCAGAAGCACCUCAGGAGGAGGCUUCUCUCAGCAAUAGGCUCAAGACGUAUGCCAACUUCCCAGAAGCACCUCAGGAGGAGGCUUCUCUCAGCAAUAGACUCAAGACGUAUGCCAACUUCCCAGAAGCACCUCAGGAGGAGGCUUCUCUCAGCAAUAGGCUCAAGACGUAUGCCAACUUCCCAGAAGCACCUCAGGAGGAGGCUUCUCUCAGCAAUAGGCUCAAGACGUAUGCCAACUUCCCAGAAGCACCUCAGGAGGAGGCUUCUCUCAGCAAUAGGCUCAAGACGUAUGCCAACUUCCCAGAAGCACCUCAGGAGGAGGCUUCUCUCAGCAAUAGGCUCAAGACGUAUGCCAACUUCCCAGAAGCACCUCAGGAGGAGGCUUCUCUCAGCAAUAGGCUCAAGACGUAUGCCAACUUCCCAGAAGCACCUCAGGAGGAGGCUUCUCUCAGCAAUAGGCUCAAGACGUAUGCCAACUUCCCAGAAGCACCUCAGGAGGAGGCUUCUCUCAGCAAUAGGCUCAAGACGUAUGCCAACUUCCCAGAAGCACCUCAGGAGGAGGCUUCUCUCAGCAAUAGGCUCAAGACGUAUUCCAACUUCCCAGAAGCACCUCAGGAGGAGGCUUCUCUCAGCAAUAGGCUCAAGACGUAUGCCAACUUCCCAGAAGCACCUCAGGAGGAGGCUUCUCUCAGCAAUAGGCUCAAGACGUAUGCCAACUUCCCAGAAGCACCUCAGGAGGAGGCUUCUCUCAGCAAUAGGCUCAAGACGUAUGCCAACUUCCCAGAAGCACCUCAGGAGGAGGCUUCUCUCAGCAAUAGGCUCAAGACGUAUGCCAACUUCCCAGAAGCACCUCAGGAGGAGGCUUCUCUCAGCAAUAGGCUCAAGACGUAUGCCAACUUCCCAGAAGCACCUCAGGAGGAGGCUUCUCUCAGCAAUAGGCUCAAGACGUAUGCCAACUUCCCAGAAGCACCUCAGGAGGAGGCUUCUCUCAGCAAUAGGCUCAAGACGUAUGCCAACUUCCCAGAAGCACCUCAGGAGGAGGCUUCUCUCAGCAAUAGGCUCAAGACGUAUGCCAACUUCCCAGAAGCACCUCAGGAGGAGGCUUCUCUCAGCAAUAGGCUCAAGACGUAUGCCAACUUCCCAGAAGCACCUCAGGAGGAGGCUUCUCUCAGCAAUAGGCUCAAGACGUAUGCCAACUUCCCAGAAGCACCUCAGGAGGAGGCUUCUCUCAGCAAUAGGCUCAAGACGUAUGCCAACUUCCCAGAAGCACCUCAGGAGGAGGCUUCUCUCAGCAAUAGGCUCAAGACGUAUGCCAACUUCCCAGAAGCACCUCAGGAGGAGGCUUCUCUCAGCAAUAGGCUCAAGACGUAUGCCAACUUCCCAGAAGCACCUCAGGAGGAGGCUUCUCUCAGCAAUAGGCUCAAGACGUAUGCCAACUUCCCAGAAGCACCUCAGGAGGAGGCUUCUCUCAGCAAUAGGCUCAAGACGUAUGCCAACUUCCCAGAAGCACCUCAGGAGGAGGCUUCUCUCAGCAAUAGGCUCAAGACGUAUGCCAACUUCCCAGAAGCACCUCAGGAGGAGGCUUCUCUCAGCAAUAGGCUCAAGACGUAUUCCAACUUCCCAGAAGCACCUCAGGAGGAGGCUUCUCUCAGCAAUAGGCUCAAGACGUAUGCCAACUUCCCAGAAGCACCUCAGGAGGAGGCUUCUCUCAGCAAUAGGCUCAAGACGUAUGCCAACUUCCCAGAAGCACCUCAGGAGGAGGCUUCUCUCAGCAAUAGGCUCAAGACGUAUGCCAACUUCCCAGAAGCACCUCAGGAGGAGGCUUCUCUCAGCAAUAGGCUCAAGACGUAUGCCAACUUCCCAGAAGCACCUCAGGAGGAGGCUUCUCUCAGCAAUAGGCUCAAGACGUAUGCCAACUUCCCAGAAGCACCUCAGGAGGAGGCUUCUCUCAGCAAUAGGCUCAAGACGUAUGCCAACUUCCCAGAAGCACCUCAGGAGGAGGCUUCUCUCAGCAAUAGGUUCAAGACGUAUGCCAACUUCCCAGAAGCACCUCAGGAGGAGGCUUCUCUCAGCAAUAGGCUCAAGACGUAUGCCAACUUCCCAGAAGCACCUCAGGAGGAGGCUUCUCUCAGCAAUAGGCUCAAGACGUAUGCCAACUUCCCAGAAGCACCUCAGGAGGAGGCUUCUCUCAGCAAUAGGCUCAAGACGUAUGCCAACUUCCCAGAAGCACCUCAGGAGGAGGCUUCUCUCAGCAAUAGGCUCAAGACGUAUGCCAACUUCCCAGAAGCACCUCAGGAGGAGGCUUCUCUCAGCAAUAGGCUCAAGACGUAUGCCAACUUCCCAGAAGCACCUCAGGAGGAGGCUUCUCUCAGCAAUAGGCUCAAGACGUAUGCCAACUUCCCAGAAGCACCUCAGGAGGAGGCUUCUCUCAGCAAUAGGCUCAAGACGUAUGCCAACUUCCCAGAAGCACCUCAGGAGGAGGCUUCUCUCAGCAAUAGGCUCAAGACGUAUGCCAACUUCCCAGAAGCACCUCAGGAGGAGGCUUCUCUCAGCAAUAGGCUCAAGACGUAUGCCAACUUCCCAGAAGCACCUCAGGAGGAGGCUUCUCUCAGCAAUAGGCUCAAGACGUAUGCCAACUUCCCAGAAGCACCUCAGGAGGAGGCUUCUCUCAGCAAUAGGCUCAAGACGUAUGCCAACUUCCCAGAAGCACCUCAGGAGGAGGCUUCUCUCAGCAAUAGGCUCAAGACGUAUGCCAACUUCCCAGAAGCACCUCAGGAGGAGGCUUCUCUCAGCAAUAGGCUCAAGACGUAUGCCAACUUCCCAGAAGCACCUCAGGAGGAGGCUUCUCUCAGCAAUAGGCUCAAGACGUAUGCCAACUUCCCAGAAGCACCUCAGGAGGAGGCUUCUCUCAGCAAUAGGCUCAAGACGUAUGCCAACUUCCCAGAAGCACCUCAGGAGGAGGCUUCUCUCAGCAAUAGGCUCAAGACGUAUGCCAACUUCCCAGAAGCACCUCAGGAGGAGGCUUCUCUCAGCAAUAGGCUCAAGACGUAUGCCAACUUCCCAGAAGCACCUCAGGAGGAGGCUUCUCUCAGCAAUAGGCUCAAGACGUAUGCCAACUUCCCAGAAGCACCUCAGGAGGAGGCUUCUCUCAGCAAUAGGCUCAAGACGUAUGCCAACUUCCCAGAAGCACCUCAGGAGGAGGCUUCUCUCAGCAAUAGGCUCAAGACGUAUGCCAACUUCCCAGAAGCACCUCAGGAGGAGGCUUCUCUCAGCAAUAGGCUCAAGACGUAUGCCAACUUCCCAGAAGCACCUCAGGAGGAGGCUUCUCUCAGCAAUAGGCUCAAGACGUAUGCCAACUUCCCAGAAGCACCUCAGGAGGAGGCUUCUCUCAGCAAUAGGCUCAAGACGUAUGCCAACUUCCCAGAAGCACCUCAGGAGGAGGCUUCUCUCAGCAAUAGGCUCAAGACGUAUGCCAACUUCCCAGAAGCACCUCAGGAGGAGGCUUCUCUCAGCAAUAGGCUCAAGACGUAUGCCAACUUCCCAGAAGCACCUCAGGAGGAGGCUUCUCUCAGCAAUAGGCUCAAGACGUAUGCCAACUUCCCAGAAGCACCUCAGGAGGAGGCUUCUCUCAGCAAUAGGCUCAAGACGUAUGCCAACUUCCCAGAAGCACCUCAGGAGGAGGCUUCUCUCAGCAAUAGGCUCAAGACGUAUGCCAACUUCCCAGAAGCACCUCAGGAGGAGGCUUCUCUCAGCAAUAGGCUCAAGACGUAUGCCAACUUCCCAGAAGCACCUCAGGAGGAGGCUUCUCUCAGCAAUAGGCUCAAGACGUAUGCCAACUUCCCAGAAGCACCUCAGGAGGAGGCUUCUCUCAGCAAUAGGCUCAAGACGUAUGCCAACUUCCCAGAAGCACCUCAGGAGGAGGCUUCUCUCAGCAAUAGGCUCAAGACGUAUGCCAACUUCCCAGAAGCACCUCAGGAGGAGGCUUCUCUCAGCAAUAGGCUCAAGACGUAUGCCAACUUCCCAGAAGCACCUCAGGAGGAGGCUUCUCUCAGCAAUAGGCUCAAGACGUAUGCCAACUUCCCAGAAGCACCUCAGGAGGAGGCUUCUCUCAGCAAUAGGCUCAAGACGUAUGCCAACUUCCCAGAAGCACCUCAGGAGGAGGCUUCUCUCAGCAAUAGGCUCAAGACGUAUGCCAACUUCCCAGAAGCACCUCAGGAGGAGGCUUCUCUCAGCAAUAGGCUCAAGACGUAUGCCAACUUCCCAGAAGCACCUCAGGAGGAGGCUUCUCUCAGCAAUAGGCUCAAGACGUAUGCCAACUUCCCAGAAGCACCUCAGGAGGAGGCUUCUCUCAGCAAUAGGCUCAAGACGUAUGCCAACUUCCCAGAAGCACCUCAGGAGGAGGCUUCUCUCAGCAAUAGGCUCAAGACGUAUGCCAACUUCCCAGAAGCACCUCAGGAGGAGGCUUCUCUCAGCAAUAGGCUCAAGACGUAUGCCAACUUCCCAGAAGCACCUCAGGAGGAGGCUUCUCUCAGCAAUAGGCUCAAGACGUAUGCCAACUUCCCAGAAGCACCUCAGGAGGAGGCUUCUCUCAGCAAUACGCUCAAGACGUAUGCCAACUUCCCAGAAGCACCUCAGGAGGAGGCUUCUCUCAGCAAUAGGCUCAAGACGUAUGCCAACUUCCCAGAAGCACCUCAGGAGGAGGCUUCUCUCAGCAAUAGGCUCAAGACGUAUGCCAACUUCCCAGAAGCACCUCAGGAGGAGGCUUCUCUCAGCAAUAGGAAUCCCAAAAUCCCUGUGGCUACUGGAAAGGGUCCUUGGGUGCCCUGCCUCACCUCGAGAAGCGUCCCUUUGGCCCUGCCAAGCCUCGAAGAGAUUCCAGAGGUGUCCCUCGUUACUAGACAGGAGUCCUGA
Rangifer tarandus platyrhynchus (Svalbard reindeer) is the source of this 22530-nucleotide messenger RNA. The record is from the annotation of a GenBank genome assembly. Lineage: Eukaryota; Metazoa; Chordata; Mammalia; Artiodactyla; Cervidae.